Messenger RNA from Prunus avium (sweet cherry), 333 nucleotides. The record is from RefSeq and is a predicted model, not a curated record. NCBI's taxonomy places the organism in Eukaryota, Viridiplantae, Streptophyta, Magnoliopsida, Rosales, Rosaceae.
AUGAGGCAAAAUCUCCAGAACAUAAGGAAGAGCCCCAGAGUAGCAGAUGAGAGCAUGGUGAUUGGAGGUGGGAACCUAGCAGAACUGCCAAUUUUUGCAGGACAUGGUCAUCAACAUCAAAUGGAUAGAAGAUCUUCAUCGCGGGUACGUUGGAUUAAGGGGUUUUCGGUGUUGUACAGUGUUGUGCUUGUGCCAUUUUCUGCUCUCUCUUGCUUUUCUCAACCUCAUGUUCAUGGUGCUGAUGGGGUCUGGGCAUCUGGUGAAUUUGCCCAGAUAACAGAGAUGAAUCACCUCAUGGUAAGUGACAGCAUGCGCUAUGCCAUCUUGAUGUGA